AUGGCGAAACUCUUAUCCACAGGGCAGACCGAGGCUCCCCAGGAGCAGCAGCCCGGUCGCAGUGUGAACGACUCCGACGGAGAUGACCAGGACUUCGGGGAAUAUGCCCUAGACUUUAUAGCUGACUCUCCAGCCACAUUGGAGCGCAGUCUGUCUCCAGCUGAUCUGGUGGCCUUCCAAGGGUGUAUCAUCCCUCCUCUCACCCCCCAGCGGGAGCCCUGUCCAGAGGACAAGGACCAGCACGGCUACCCUUCCUCAGACCCAGGCCUCGGCCAGCAUCAGGCCCAGGAUGGGAUACUCUGGAGGGGCAUUGCUCAGCACCACACCAGGGUCCUGGGACACACACUGGAGACCAACAGCCAGCUUCACCUGACUGUGAGCAGGAGGCAGGAGGAGAUUAACGCUCUGCUGCAACGCAAUGUCCACCUCAGAGAACUAGCCACCAGAGCUAAACACCUAGCCUCUGUCCUGGAUAAGCUGAUGAUGGUGAGGGAACCAUCAUGUAUUCAACAACCCUCAACAUCCCCCUGUGACGAACCCCCCAUGUCAACACUCCCGUGUAAGAGGCAGCGUCUGGAAGACACUUGUGACGACACAUCGCCCCCUGGAUGUGUGGAAGACAUCCUACGGGAUGUCAGCGAGCGCUGCAACACCGUCCUGCACCACAGCACCGUUCAACCACCUCUUACCCAGGAUAAUGACCCAGAGAGAAUACUGAUGUUCGGAGCGUUCUCUGGACUGCAGACAUCCAGGAACACAGGUGGCGCUGUGGUGAGCAUGGAGGACACCGAGGCAGGAGAGAGCAGUAGUGACUCGUCUUUCAGGACUUCAAUUAGGGAACACUGUACGAUCAGGACUCAGACCUUCCCUCACGGACACGCCUUCACCUCCAGGACGACCCAGGGUGGGUACCGCUUCCGCUGGGUUCCCAGCCAGAGCUAGCCGUUAGCGGUACUGAGUUCCCAGCCAGAGCUAGCCGUUAGCGGUACUGGGUUCCCAGCCAGAGCUAGCCGUUAGCGGUACUGGGUUCCCAGCCAGAGCUAGCCCUUAGCGGUACUGGGUUUCCAGCCAGAGCUAGCCGUUAGCGGUACUGAGUUCCCAGCCAGAGCUAGCCCUUAGCGGUACUGAGUUCCCAGCCAGAGCUAGCCCUUAGCGGUACUGGGUUCCCAGCCAGAGCUAGCCCUUAGCGGUACUGGGUUCCCAGCCAGAGCUAGCAGUUAGCGGUACUGAGUUCCCAGCCAGAGCUAGCCCUUAGCGGUACUGAGUUCCCAGCCAGAGCUAGCCGUUAGCGGUACUGGGUUCCCAGCCAGAGCUAGCCCUUAGCGGUGCUGGGUUCCCAGCCAGAGCUAGCCCUUAGCGGUGCUGGGUUCCCAGCCAGAGCUAGCCCUUAGCGGUACUGGGUUCCCAGCCAGACCUAGCCCUUAGCGGUACUGGGUUCCCAGCCAGACCUAGCCCUUAGCGGUACUGGGUUC
Molecule: messenger RNA, 1472 nt
Organism: Oncorhynchus tshawytscha (Chinook salmon)
Lineage: Eukaryota; Metazoa; Chordata; Actinopteri; Salmoniformes; Salmonidae
Product: multicilin
Exons: 5
Coding region: 1-942 (313 amino acids)
Biological process (GO): negative regulation of cell cycle; negative regulation of DNA replication
Cellular component (GO): nucleus
Source: RefSeq, a predicted model, not a curated record